Molecule: messenger RNA, 2447 nt
Organism: Daucus carota subsp. sativus
Lineage: Eukaryota; Viridiplantae; Streptophyta; Magnoliopsida; Apiales; Apiaceae
Product: wall-associated receptor kinase 2
Exons: 3
Coding region: 93-2339 (748 amino acids)
Biological process (GO): cell surface receptor signaling pathway; protein phosphorylation
Cellular component (GO): plasma membrane
Molecular function (GO): ATP binding; protein serine/threonine kinase activity; polysaccharide binding
Source: RefSeq, a predicted model, not a curated record
AUAACAGCUAACAAGAAGUUGAUAGUAGAUUAUGAUUAUAAUUGGUGCCGGCUGGGCAGGGCAUGAUAAACAAGGAUAUAUAGACAUAGAAUAUGUCAUUAUCUGCAGAAACAAUAAUGGGGGGUAUGCAUGAUUUCAUUUUGGGGAUUUUCAUGGGAGGAUUUAUGUUUAUGGGCUUGUUGGGAGUGAAAGUGGCAAGAGCUGAUCAUGCACUUCCUGGCUGCCAACAGACCUGUGGCAAUCUCAGCAUUCCAUAUCCAUUCGGGACCCGAGAAGGGUGUUACUUGGAUGAAUUGUAUUUCAUCAAUUGCAACAACUCCAGGCCUUACCUCAGGCACGGUGUCUCGGGUGUGCUGGACAUAUCAUAUGAUGGCCAGUUGCGAAUCACUUCUCAGGUGGCCUAUGAUUGCUAUGACAGGGAAGGAAACCAGACUCUGCAUUAUCAGCACGAGCUGGCAUUGCUGAGAUUUUCAAUCUCUAGUAAGCGGAACAAGUUUACAGCUAUCGGGUGUGACACAAAUGCAAUGAUUCAGGGGUCGUUUGGACAGAAGUACAUGACUGGAUGCAUGUCUCUUUGUGAAAGCCUGAGGGAUGUGAAAAAUGGGUCGUGUAGUGGCAUAGGGUGCUGCCAGACAUCCAUUCCAGAAGGUGUCCGGGACUUUUUCAUACAAAUUGAUAGUUUUUACAGCCAUUAUGGGAUUUAUGACUUUAGCAGGUGCAGUUAUGCUUUUGUAGUCGAAGAAGAAGGCUAUAAUUUCUCCUCCACUGAUCUUUAUAAAUUGCGGAAAGAAAGCCAGUUUCCUCUGGUACUUGAUUGGGCUGUUGGAAAUUCGUCGUGUUUGGAGGCCAAAACCAAUGCCUCAUCAUAUUUAUGUCAGAAGAAUAGUGUUUGCUAUGACUCUGAGAAUGGUCCAGGCUAUCUUUGCAAAUGCUUGGAAGGUUACUCUGGGAAUCCAUAUCUUGAACAUGGGUGUGAAGAUGUAAACGAAUGUCUUGAUCCUUCCCUUAAUGUAUGUACUGAUAUAUGCAUCAAUGGCAUCGGGAACUAUACUUGUUCUUGCCCCAAGGGAUACAACGGAGAUGGAAGAAGAAAUGGAACGAGUUGCAUUCUGGACAAACGCGAUCAGUCAGUCACCCCGGUUCUGACUGCAGGAAUUGGAGCUGGAUUAGUAGGGAUGUUUGUGUUUCUUUUAAUUUCAUACUGGGGGGUCCGACAGAGGCAGAGUAUAAAGGUUAAAGAAAACUUUUUCAAGCAAAAUGGUGGGAUUAUGCUGCAGCAACUACUAUACAAAAGUGAAAGUAUUGUGGAAAGAGCCAAAAUAUAUACAGAGGAAGAGCUGAAGAAGGCUACAAAUAACUUCAAUGAGAGCAACAUCAUCGGUCAAGGAGGUUAUGGUACAGUUUAUAAGGGAGUGCUGGCUGAUACGCUUGUUGCUAUCAAGAAGUCCAAGGUAGUUGAUCGGAGUCAGAUCGAUCAGUUUGUGAAUGAAGUCAUCAUACUUUCGCAGAUAAAACAUCCGAAUGUGGUGAAGCUCUUAGGUUGCUGCUUGGAAACUCCGGUCCCUCUACUAGUAUACCAGUUUGUCACCAAUGACACACUCUUUCAUCAUAUACAUGAUGAGGGUUGUGCCUCGUCGAUCCCAUGGGAUAUGCGCCUCAGAAUAGCUACAGAGACAGCUGCAGCCCUCGCGCAUAUGCACUCAGCUCCCAUGCAUAUCAUACACAGGGAUGUCAAGUCAGCUAACAUACUUCUAGACGACGAAUACACUGCAAAAGUAUCUGAUUUCGGGGUUUCCAGGUUGUUUUCUCUUGAAGAAACUCAUUUGGCCACAUUGGUGCAAGGGACUUUCGGGUAUAUAGACCCUGAGUACUUUCACUCAGGGCUUUUAACACAAAAGAGCGAUGUUUACAGCUUCGGCGUAGUGCUCGUAGAGCUUUUAACAGGAGCACAUGUGGUCUCAUUCGACAGAGAAGAAAAGGACAGGAAUCUAGGCAUGUAUUUCUUGUCUGCAAUGGAAGAUGACCGACUGCAUAAGAUUCUUGAAGCGCGAGUGAGAAAAGAAGGGCAUGCAGAGCAGCUAAGAGGAGUGGCGGAGUUGGCUAGAAAGUGCCUGAGAAUCAAAGGAGACAAAAGGCCUACGAUGAAGGAAGUUAAGGAAGAGCUUGCCAAAUUGAGGGAGUUUGAGAUUGAAAACCACUCUUGGGUGGAGAUUGGGCCAAAUGCAGAAGACAGAGAGCCAUUACUUGAGGAUGUUAUGGGGUUUCAUCAAAGUAAUGCAGUGUCUGAUCUUGAUAGUAUGAAGAACCAGGAAAUGCAGAUAAAUAGUGGUGGAAGAUAAUUUAUUUGGAUUGCCUAAUGUCAAUUUGCAGUACAUAGAUGGAGAGAAUAUUGAUAUAAUUUUUUGUAAUAUUCCUCAUUAGUAACAGAUAUAAUUUUGUGAGAUCUA